Molecule: messenger RNA, 5089 nt
Organism: Xyrichtys novacula (pearly razorfish)
Lineage: Eukaryota; Metazoa; Chordata; Actinopteri; Labriformes; Labridae
Source: the annotation of a GenBank genome assembly
UCAUUCUGACGGUCUGCAGGAUGCACCUGUAUAUUCCGCGCAUCAACAAUAAGGUGAGGUUUGACAAAAACAUUCAGGGGAAUCAUGCAGAUAUCAGGACUUUAUUCGUUUUUCUCCUCAAAGAUGAGAGAGAAAAAACACUCGCGGAUAUAACAUCCUCCUAGUGCGACUGAAAAAGACAAACAUCAGCAGCACCCGGAAGAAAACAGAAGCGGAGGAGAGGGAUGGUUGCUUCGUUUGGGCGGUGCAGCUUUUUAAAGACCCAGUAUUAAAAUGCACACGCGAAAUAUUGCAUAUUAAUGUGUUUAUUUGCAAGUAAAAGCCACAUAGUGCUAAUAAACUGCGCAUAUAAAGGGUUUAUCACUGAGCUGGUUUAAUGAUUUUAGAGCUGUCCAUGGUGCUGGAUGGAAAUGUUCUAAUUAAUUAACAUUUUCAGCGUUUUAUUCUAGUUUUUAAAAUGUAAACGUACCUUAUAAAGCCCAUAUGCAGUGUCGAUGUGUGUUACUAUGUGGGCCACAUAGUCACACGGUCAUCCUCGUCUUCGUGCAUGAGGAUAACGUGUGGUUGAUGCCUCGCCCCUCCCACCUUCAUCACUUGAUGUGCAGCUCCAAACGCAGAGCAGCUGAAUCCCUCUGUAACUCUCCGGCUGCUUUCUUUUCUGUAAUUUUUAAAAAAGUUAUUUAAGAUGAAAUUUAUUAACAGAGCAUGUCUGAUGGUCUUAUAAACAAAUUGGUUUGAUUCACCAAGAUGCAACGAUGGAAAAUCCAGAUUUUCUCAUGCCUGCUUCUGUGUGUAUGCAUUUUGCCGAGUAAGUCUGAAUUUAUCUCUUUAUUUUGGAGCUAUUAUGAGUGAUGUGGAUGUACUUUCAUAUGAUCUGCGGUUAAAUUUAGUUUUGAGAGAAUUUUAGGGGAAAACACAACCAGUCUUAGGGCUUUUGACUAUUACCAGAUGACUGUGAUUUUUUAAAUCAAUCCAACUUUUUUGUUUUUAACUUAAAAAAAAUAUAAAUACAAUUUUUAAUAUUUUUCUCUUCAGGUUUUCAGCCUUCUUCCACAAAAUCAGUAACCCAGAAUCAGAAUCUUGCGUCCAGUUGUUAAGGGAUUUAUCAUAAUCCCUCAGACAGUCUUUGUUCCCAGCCCAGGGGCUUUACUGGAACAGCAUUUCAGAGUUAACAUCUGGCGGGACCAAAUAUGUUGUUGACAAGCGAAACAAGCCUAAGCCAUGUAAAAAUGAUGAGGUUUCUAUAUUCAUGAUUAAAUAUCCAGGACAUGUGGAAUAAAUGAGUGUCCUGGGUGAUUUCCUUUUACAAUUUGCACAGUGCAUGAUUGUUAGAUCUAAAUUUUCAUGCUUAUUUUUAAUUAACAAAAACAUAUGUGUGAUACUUUGUUUGAUCAAUCAACAAAUAUUACACAACAGUUGUAGUAUAUGAUGGUGGAUUUGCCUGAUCUCUUUACAGAGCUUUACAGGAGGGGAAUCUGGCCCCCUGUCCCCUCACACCAUCUGUCAUGCAUCAUAUUUAUGUCACCCUUCAUUCCUAUGUCCGCAACCAAAUCACUGCAGUUGCUUUUGCUAUCAAGACAGGAUCUUACCUCAUGGGAAAAUAUGGGAAAGGAAAUUGUAGUUGGUAAGAAGUAAGUUUUGGUGUGUAUUAUGUCUCUCCAAAUUUUAGCCUGUCAUUGCGCUCGUGGGAAAUACGCUCAGAAGCUCCUGAAUGAUCUAUUCGCCAACUACACCAGCGCACUGAGGCCUGUGGAGGACACCAGCAACAUACUGAAUGUGACCCUGCAGGUUACUCUGUCACAAAUCAUCGACAUGGUAACUCAUAACACUACAGGACUGUAUGUUUGAAAUAUAUCUGCUCAGUAUAUUUACAUUUCCUUGAAUACGAUGCUCAGGAUUGGAGUAGAGACUGGAUGAAAUGUGAUCUCUGGUUUUGGGAGGGACUUCACUAACUGGUUAUCAAAUAUAUUGUUUUACUCAGAUUUCUGUAUAUGUUGUCUUUGUGGUAUAAAUAUAACUUCUUUAUGUCACCUGAGUGUCUGAUAACAUCAGUUGUAUGAUGUUUUUUGUAUUUCACAGGAUGAGCGAAACCAAAUUCUGACUGCAUAUUUAUGGAUAAGGCAAGUGUGGGUAGAUGCACACCUGAAAUGGAAUAAAGAUGAUUACGAUGGACUUGAUACCAUCCGUAUACCUGGUAGUUAUGUAUGGAGACCUGACAUUGUCCUAUAUAACAGGUAGGUUGGACUGGUAUUUGGUUAAUCAUGUAGUUAUUUUCCCAGUUUGCUUUUUGUUGAUCAGUAUAGAAGACACAAGAUGAACGUUCUUAAGAGACAUUCUUCAGAGGAAUGUUCAGGCCUUUGUCUGCUUGUUGUAAACCUGUGAUACAGCCUUUAAUUUGCUAUCAAUACUUAUCAAUACUGAAAAGUUACAAAAAGCAGACACAACACUGAGGAAUGAGUGCAGCUCUUAAAUGCGUAGACUCCUUCUCUGGUUGGUUUUCUUGUGCCUUCGUAUCCUGAUCAACUUUAUUUUAAGUCACUCUCCUUUCACUCCAGCUCAUCUAGGUGUCUGUGUUUCUUUUGGGAUGUAAAUCUAUCCAGCUGAGUUCCUCCUCUAGAUCACCUCUCUUUUUUAUUCCAGUGCCGAUGACCAUUUCACAGGCCCCAUGGAUACCAAUGUGGUGAUCCGACACAAUGGCGAGACGACGUGGGAUUCUCCAGCUAUCACGAAGAGCUCCUGCAAAGUAGACGUGUCUUUCUUCCCCUUUGACGCACAGCAGUGCAGGUUCACGUACGGCUCCUGGACCUACAAUGGGAAUCAGCUGGACAUCUUGAACGCCCAGGACAGCGCCGACCUGGCCGACCUGGUGGAAAACGUAGAGUGGGAGGUGAUGGGUAUGCCGGCGAAGAAGAACGUGAUACAGUACGGCUGCUGCGCUGACCCUUACCCUGAUGUGACCUACACUUUAAACCUGAAGAGAAGAGCUUCCUUCUAUGUCUUCAACCUGCUCAUACCGUGUGUGAUGAUCUCUUUUCUGGCUCCUCUUGGCUUUUAUCUGCCUGCUGACUCUGGAGAAAAGGUGUCUUUGGGUGUCACUGUGAUGCUGGCACUCACCGUCUUUCAGCUGCUGGUCGCAGAGAUCAUGCCGCCAUCUGAGAAUGUGCCGCUUAUUGGUAAGAGAAUAUGCCAACCUGUGGACAUCCUUUAGAUCCAAAUCUCCUCUGUGUUGAUUGGCCUGCAGUCUGUUACCAUCCACUUUUUAAGUUUAGGUACAUUCAAACACACAGAGGUGUCAUCACCAGUUAUCUUAGACCUUAAUUCCAUUUCAAUCAGCACACAAACACUGUCUAUCUGUCCCAGUGGCGGCUGCUGGUCUUUCAAGGAGGGGAAGCUCAUUUUUAUAACAUCAUAAUCGUGUUUGUUUUCUUAGUAUGUAACAGAACAGAGUCGCCAAACACAACAGCAGUCGUUUUUAACAAAGACAAAAGUCGCUGAGGAUCGGUAAAGUCUCCAGGGAAGUUAAGAAAAACGGAAUGAAUAACUUGGAAAAUGCUCUGGUAGAUGUUUUAUUCUUCAAGAUCGCUGAUUCGCUUGUUUAGCUGUCAAUCAAAAAAGGAUUUCGCCUCAGACAGCUCAUCCAAUCAUGGAUGCAGAAGCUUGGAGUCCGGGAGCAGUCUGUUACCACCCUCUUGUCAUAGAACUCCAGAGACACUGAGCAUCCGAGGUGUCAUCACCAGUUAUCUUAAACCUUAAUUCCAUUUCAAUCAGCACACAAACACUGUUUAUCUGUCUAUGAAGCUAGCAUUAGGGCUAUUAUAUGACCUACAAAAGCAAAUGAGACCAUCAACAAUAGAGCCUCUAAACAAUGACGGUUCAUGUCUAAUAAAGCAGUCAAUGGCGUGCACAUCAGACUAUCCUUUGUUUACAUAAUCUUCAGUUAAUUUUUGCCAUGAUGAGGAAUCGAUACAGCUUGGGUUAUCGGCCUGAACCAGUCAUCAUGAACCAUUAAUAAAUAACUUGUAGUUUAAAUCCCAACUUUUGUGUUUUAGCUGUCUUUGUCCACAUCUUUAUCUCUUUUGUCGUAAACAGGGAAGUACUACAUUGCGACCAUGACCAUGAUCACAGCCUCUACCGCUCUGACCAUCUUCAUCAUGAACAUCCACCACUGUGGCCCGGAUGCCAAACCUGUUCCCAAGUGGGCCAAGACGUUCAUCCUGCAGCACAUGGCCAGAAUGUGUUUCGUCUAUGAAGUCGGGGAGAACUGCAUGUCACCACAGCCAGAAAAACAGGAGCCCCCACCCGUGAGGAACAACAAAUGCACCAUGAACGGGCAGGUCGGAGCCGGCAGAGAAGACUGUGUCUUCAAAAUGGAGAGAGGACAAGAGACGCAAGAGGAGAAGGAAGACAAAGAUCAGAUGAUGAGUCCGCUGGGCUCGAUAGGGAGGAACCCGACUAACAACUACAGCAGUUGGAAGAGCGGCGUCUACAUGAGCAUGGACUGCGGAGAGUCGGAGGCUCAGAGGAGAUGCAGGAGAGGUGGAGUGAGUGACAGCGAGAAAAAAGAAAGAGAGGUUUCAUGUCAUGAAAGGCAGCUGCUGAGAAACAUUGAGUACAUAGCGAACUGUUACCGAGACCAGAGGGCCACACAGAAACGGACGGGAGAGUGGAAGAAAGUAGCAAAAGUGUUAGAUCGAUUCUUCAUGUGGAUAUUUUUCAUUAUGGUGUUUUUCAUGAGCCUUCUUAUUAUGGGAAAAGUCAUCUGAAGAAGUAGUUCAUGACAGUGUUAUUAUGUGUAUCUAAAACGGAUCAUUACAGGAGUCUUUUUAAAUCAAACCAUCCAAUUAACACUCAGGUUAAAAUUUAUUUAAAACCUCUUAGAAAUGGUCCUUUAUGGCAAUAGAGUUGAUUAUAUUAUAGUCCUUACUGAAAGUAGAAGUAGGUCUUCUGGUUUAUUGUUUUCUUCUAUUAAAAAGUUGAAAAUUCAUGGCCCCAACUGUUGUCAGUGAAUGCUCUAUCUCAUAUGAACCUGGUAGUCCAUUUUCAGGUAAUGCAUUUAUUUAUUUGAAGCAAUAAAAUGAUGAACCCAGUA